Molecule: messenger RNA, 1295 nt
Organism: Asparagus officinalis (garden asparagus)
Lineage: Eukaryota; Viridiplantae; Streptophyta; Magnoliopsida; Asparagales; Asparagaceae
Exons: 4
Coding region: 242-1138 (298 amino acids)
Source: RefSeq, a predicted model, not a curated record
AAACCCCCCCCCCCCCUCCUCCCUCUAAAAACCAAAGACAAAAAUCGCAGCGGCAGCAGCGGCAGCUUCACACCAAAUUCAUUACUCCCAACCCCCCUCCCAUUUCCUCGACCCAAUCCUUAUCCACUCUGUAUAAAUAACAAGCUAUAUAUAAUAUUAACAAACCCAGAACCCUAUCAAAACCCCCCAAAAAAAAAAUUUAAAAGUUAAAAAAAAGGCAGCAACUUUGACAUCAACAAAGAUGAUGCGUCGGUCAUCGGGGAUGAUGGGAUCGCGGAUGCUGCGGUCAGUGGGGAGAUCAGUUGCCGCCGGCGUGAAGGAGAAGUUGUCGACGGCGAAGGGCGCCAAGUCCUCGCGCGUCGUCUCGGUCUCGUCUCCUCCUGCGUCGCCGACGACGAUAAAAAGGGGUUCUUUGAGUUGUUUUUGUGGCGAGGACGAUGAGUGGGAAACGGUGGGAGGUGAUGAGGGGUUAGGGUUUGGGGAGAGGGUUGUUUUUGGGCCGGCGCCGACCGAGGAGGAGGCCGAGGAGGCCGUUGAUACUAUUCAGCAGAUAUUUCUUCCACUUACAUUCUCGGAUGUUGAAGUUGAAUACUCUUCUUCUGUGGAUGAGGAUGUAGUUGAUAAAGUGGUGACCUCAACAGAUGUGAUACAAAGCAACUGGUCGAUCGAAUCAGAAUCAGAUUGGAUCGAGCCAGCAUUGGAUCUUUAUAGCUCAAAUUCAUCUCAACGUUAUGGACACGAGCACAUUCUCGAUGCAGUUCAUAUGUUCCAAAUAAAUCCACCCUUUAAGAGAAUGGUUAAGGCAUUGGCAUCUGAUCCAGCUGUCUGGGACGCGGUCAUGAAGAAUGAUGUGGUUCAAGAACUCAAGAAAUCUUUUUAUGAAGCUGAAAGCAGUAGCCAACUACAGUCACCAGAUGGAAAUGAUGACACCCCUGCAGGAAUACUGAGGUGGAUUAUGGACAGUACGAAAGGGAAGUUAACUGAAUUCUUUGAGAAGAUCUCAAAGCUUGUGAAUGAGAUAUUUCAUUCUCCGGCAAAGGAGGAGUCAGAGCCCUUUGAUGAAUUUGUGAGAUCUUCAUUUAUGCUUUCUGUUGUCAUCUUUAUUGUUGUAGUGAUGACCCGCAUUGAGAAAGCUUAGUAGCAAAAAUUCGCCGACAUGAAACUUUUUAGUUUUUGUGCAGUUAGGUUUUACAUCUUUUUUUGAUGACUAUGAUGGUAAAUGUGGUGUUGCUAUGCAAGAAUAAUUUGAAUAUUUUUGUAUAUAUACCAAGAAACAGGACUAUUGCUUUCUUUUA